Molecule: messenger RNA, 1069 nt
Organism: Gossypium arboreum
Lineage: Eukaryota; Viridiplantae; Streptophyta; Magnoliopsida; Malvales; Malvaceae
Product: expansin-like A2
Exons: 5
Coding region: 40-858 (272 amino acids)
Biological process (GO): sexual reproduction
Cellular component (GO): extracellular region; plasmodesma; plant-type cell wall
Source: RefSeq, a predicted model, not a curated record
AUAAGUAAACACCGAACACUUGGAUCUUUAUUGACAAAAAUGGCUCUCUUUAUUUGCUUCUUAUCCCUUCUUCUCUUUUCCUCUGCUACUGCUUGUGAUCGUUGCCUGUACCAAUCCAAGGCUGCUUAUUUCUCCAAAGCCAAUGCACUUUCAUCUGGAGCUUGUGGAUAUGGUUCCUUGGCAUUAGGCUUAAGUGGUGGCCACCUUGCGGCUGGUGUUUCCUCUCUUUACAAAGAUGGAGCUGGUUGUGGUGCCUGCUUUCAGAUAAGGUGCAAUAAUUCAACACUAUGUAGUAGUAAAGGGACAAGCGUGACAAUAACUGAUAUCAAUCACAAUAAUCAAACAGGUUUUGUGCUUAGCACAAGAGCUUUCAUGGCCAUGGCUAACCAUGGUAUGGGCCAACACAUAUUGAAACUUGGAACUGUAGAGGUUGAAUAUAAAAGGAUACCUUGUGAAUAUAAAAACCAAAACUUAGCUGUUAGAGUUGAAGAAUCAAGCCAAAAACCAAAUUAUUUGGCAAUUAAAUUGCUGUACCAGGGAGGCCAAACAGAGAUUGUAGCCAUUGAUGUAGCUCAGGUUAAAGUCAAAUUUCAAAGAUUGUUUAUAAUUUUCAAGGUUGGUUCUUCAAAUUGGAAUUUCAUGAAAAGAAACCAUGGGGCAGUGUGGGAUACAAGUAGGGCUCCAAAUGGUGCAUUGCAGUUUAGAUUUGUGGUAACAUCUGGAUAUGAUGGGAAGUGGAUUUGGGCUAAAACUGUGCUUCCAGUUGAUUGGAAAAGUGGAGUUGUUUAUGAUUCCGGGGUUCAAAUCAAUGACAUUGCAAAAGAAGGUUGCUUUCACUGUGAUUACAGCUUUUGGUGAUGAUGACAGAGAUGUUAAUUUUUUGUUUAAGUCUUUGUGUGAAUAGACAUGUUUUAAUAUGGUCAACAUAUAUAGUGAAAUUUGAAUAAUUUAGAAGAUUAUAAAAAAUUUAUGAGUCUUUGACAGCUUUUGUUUUGGUGAAAGAAAGAUUAAUGUAAUAUGUACAAUUCUAAUAUAGAGACGAGAUUAAAUUGGUUUUUAUAUUAUUAAA